AUGCUGCAUGAGGAAGAUGACCCACUUUCAAGCUCAAUGUUUAACAUUAAUACUUCACAUUCAAUAUUAGGAAAUACAUUAGCAACUUCCUCCAUGUUCUCUUAUGAAGAAGAUCCUUGGGGAAAUCAUUCAACUCCAUCCGCAACAACAGAUAUCAAUAGAUCUUCAACUACGCCUAAUCUUACUAAUAUUGACAUGUCUUCUAAAUCAAAUUAUAAUUCAACAACAAUUUUAUGGAAAAUUGCAGCUAGUCAGAUUGAAAUGAUUAUGCAAAUUGUGGUACCUAAUGGCGCGUCUUAUGUAACUCAGUCUGAAUUUAAUACGGCUAUUGCUUUACUUGCCUGUGCACAGAAUAAUAUAGAUAUCUCACUUGAAAGCCUUUACAGAAAUAAAAAUUAUUUACCACAACCUAUCAUACAUAGCCAUAAUGAUAAUCAAUCACUUUUAUUAAACGCUUCUUUAGAAGAAGCAGAAGAAGUAGAAGAAAGUACUGCUGUUCCACAAGAACCUUCAACAACAAAAUCAAAUCAACAGUCAAAAUCAACAAUGGCAGCUUAUCCUGGUAUGAAAUCACCCAAGGACUCAACAUCAUCUAUUACUUCAUCAUCCAGGUAUGAGCGUGAUACUAUCACUUCUAGUUCAGUUAUAUCUACAACAAAUAAUCAUGCAUUAGAUACAAGUCAUUGGUUUGAAAAUUUAGAAGAAAUAGCAGUAACAAUUGCACCUGAAAGAGAAGGAUUUAUUUUUAAGCAUGUCAAUUAUAUUAUCACAAACGAAAAGCGCUCAUCUAUUGUUUUAAGAAGAUAUAGUGAUUUUUGGUGGUUGAUGGAAGUUUUACUCUGUCGGUAUCCAUUUCGUAUUAUACCCAACUUACCACCAAAAAAAUUAGGAGGAAGAGACACUGCUUUCUUAGAAAAGAGACGUAAAGGAUUAUCAAGGUUUAUUAAUGCUAUCGUUCGUCAUCCUGUACUACGCCAUGAUGAAAUUGUGGAGCGAUUUUUAACAGAACCUUCAGAAUUAUUAGCAUGGCGUAAACAAAAUCCACCGAAUCUAGAUGAAGAAUAUAAACGAAAAUCACAUCUUAUUAAUGAAUUGGAAAAUAUAACACCAACAAAUUUAGAAGAACAGCUUCAAAAGGCUCGUAAGAGAGUUACGGCUGGUAUUCAUCAUUAUGUUAAUUUAUGCUUUAUUAUGGAGAGGAUGAUACGGCGUAUGCAUGGUCAAGCAACUGAUUUUUCUCGUUAUUCAAUUGCUUUAAAUUCACUCGCAGAGGCUGAAAUAAGAUAUCAUGCUGGUGAAUGUAGAAAUUGUCAACGUGUAGUAAGAGGAUAUGAAACAGUAGCAAAACAUAUGCAAGUUGAAAGUAGUUUAUUAGAAGAUCAAGUAAAUCAUGCUACAGAUGGUGUAUUGGAAAAUUUAAAACGUUUUAGAGAUUUAUUAGUGUCAUUUAGGGAUUUAGAUGAACGUCGAAAUAAAUUAUCUAUAAACCAAACCGAUGUUAUUACAAAAAGGAUUCAAACAAAUCGUACAAAAGUACAUCAAAAUAAAGGAGUACCUGGUUUAGAAGCAGAAGUAGGAAAAUUAGAAGAAUCAAUUCGAACAGAUGAACUGGAAUUAGCUGAUAUACAAAACCGAGAAAUAUUUAUUCGAUAUUGUAUCUGGUCUGAAUUGACUUAUCUUCACAAGCAACAAGCAUUUAUAUCAUCUUUAUAUCAAAGUUAUGUUAAGGAUGCUGUUCAUUUUUCUAAACAAUGUGCAAAUAAUUGGCAAAUACUUGAAGAACCUACAUUUGAAAUGCCUGCUAAUGUUGAAUUAUUUGAAUAA
This is a messenger RNA of Cokeromyces recurvatus, 1824 nucleotides long. RefSeq lists its product as uncharacterized. Gene Ontology annotation, biological process: retrograde transport, endosome to Golgi; protein targeting to vacuole. Gene Ontology annotation, molecular function: phosphatidylinositol-3-phosphate binding. The coding region runs from base 1 to 1824 and encodes 607 amino acids. Gene Ontology annotation, cellular component: endosome. Lineage: Eukaryota; Fungi; Mucoromycota; Mucoromycetes; Mucorales; Mucoraceae. The record is from RefSeq and is a predicted model, not a curated record. The transcript has 9 exons.